This is a messenger RNA of Dovyalis caffra, 816 nucleotides long. NCBI's taxonomy places the organism in Eukaryota, Viridiplantae, Streptophyta, Magnoliopsida, Malpighiales, Salicaceae. The record is from the annotation of a GenBank genome assembly.
AUGGAAUUCACAUGUCACUGCCCUUCUGCAGUUACUGAACUUGUGGAAGGAGACUCAUCUAGGAGGAUAGUAGAAUUAAUCUGCAGAACAAGGUGGUUACAAUCUGAGAACAACUGUGUUACUAUAGAGAGGGUUUUGAAGGUCCAUAACAUGCAAAUGACCCUAGUUCAAUUUGAAGAACAUAGAGAAACGGUGAAGAUCAAAGCUAGCAAACUGCCUUCGAAACAUUCGAGGUGUCUCGCUGACGGUAAUGAGCUUUUAAGGUUCUAUGGAACAAUUGUUGCUUGUUCUCUCGGUAAGAAUGGUUCCUCUAGCCUCUGUAGAAUGGAGAAAUGUGGUGCGUGCCAAAUUUUGAGACAUGGUUUUACUGACAAAGAAGCCAACGGUAAAAAUGUUGGAAUUUUUACUACUUCCACAAGCGGAAGAGCCUUAGAGUGUAUUGAAGUAAAUCAAGAUAACCGAUCUGUAACAAAGGCUUUGUUACUGUGUAGGGUUAUUGCUGGAAGGGUUCAUAGACCUCUGGAAAACUUUCAAGAAAUGGCAGGUCAAUCAGGUUUUGAUUCAUUGGCAGGGAAAGUUGGUCAAAACUCACAUGUACUUGAGGAACUCUAUCUGCUAAAUCCCAAAGCUCUCCUUCCAUGCUUUGUGGUUCAGUACGCAUUAAACAUGGUCUACUCAUGGUCCCCUGUCCUCGCAAAGCACAGGUCUAGCUUGUUCUUUUCACUUGUAACUUUCCACACAUUGACAUGCAAGGCCGACACCAAGAUGAAUCCUGCUGUGUGGGCUUGGGUUGGCAAUGUUCUUAAGUGGGCUUAG